Molecule: messenger RNA, 2103 nt
Organism: Petromyzon marinus (sea lamprey)
Lineage: Eukaryota; Metazoa; Chordata; Hyperoartia; Petromyzontiformes; Petromyzontidae
Product: solute carrier family 2, facilitated glucose transporter member 1-like
Biological process (GO): dehydroascorbic acid transport
Cellular component (GO): plasma membrane
Molecular function (GO): D-glucose transmembrane transporter activity
Source: RefSeq, a predicted model, not a curated record
ACACAAAGACUAGGAGACAUACACACAUAGACACAUGGAUACAGACAUAAAGACACACAUAUAGAUAUUUCAUACACAGAUAAAGACACAUUGACACAAACAAUACAUACACACACACACGCGUAGAUAUAUGGGCACGUAGACUCAGACAGAAAGACCAGCACAUAGAUGAGCGUGCAUAUCGACAUGAACACACAGAGACACGCACAGACCAACAUACACACAUUCAGCCGUAAACAUAGACACACACGCUCACAGAGAGACAUUGAAACCGACGCAAGUAUUGCUACUGCCAGGGACAAGCGCACAUAGACAACAGAGACACUCACACAUAGACAAAUCAUACAUAAACACACGAGGGCAGUGUGUCUUUACUGUCAUUCAUACGCAUAGCACGCAGACAGACACGUGCUGCAGACAGACAGGCAGGCAAGGCUUCGCCCCUCGACGAAGAGUCGGUUAGACACGGGGAUUCGGCGUCUCUGCGUCUCGUGUCUCAGCCGUGUCUCCACGAUGCCUGGGAAGACAGCCAACAAGAGCCAGCUGACGGCGCCGCUGCUGGUCUCCGUGUGCGCCGCCGUGCUCAGUUCCUUUGAGUUCGGCUACAACAUCGGCGUGACGAACGCUCCCGAGCAGAUCAUCCGCAGGUUCUACAAUGCCACGUGGUUGGGUCGCCAUGGCGUGGCCAUGCCUCCCUCCUCGCUCACCGCGGUCUGGGCCCUCUCUGUCGCCAUCUUCGCUGUGGGGGGCAUGGUGAGCGCCCUCAUGGUGGGGGCGCUCACCUCCAAAUACAGCAGGCGUAACUGCCUCAUGGCAAACAACGCGCUGGCGCUGCUGGGCGGGACCCUCAUGGCCAUAUCCAAGGCCGCCUCCUCCUACGAGACGCUCGUCGCAGGCAGACUCAUCGUGGGCCUCUACUGCGGUCUCUCCACGGGCCUGGUCCCCAUGUACAUUGGGGAGUUGUCCCCCACCGAGCUGCGAGGGGCCCUGGGCACCCUGCACCAGCUCGCCGUCGUCAUCGGCAUCCUCUUUGCUCAGGUGCUGGGCAUGGAGUCCCUGCUGGGCUCUGAGUCGCUGUGGCCCCUGCUGCUCGGCUUCACGAUGGUGCCCUCGGUGGCCCAGCUCGCCGUGCUGCCCUUUUGCCCCAAGAGCCCUCGCUACCUCCUCAUCAACGAGGGCCUCGACAAGGAGGCGCGCCAAGUGCUGGUGCGCCUCCGCGGCACGGGCGACGUGGAGCGCGACAUGCAGGAGAUGCGCGAGGAGCAGCGGCAGAUGCAGCGCGAGGAGAGCGUCUCGGUGCUGUCGCUGCUGCGCUCGCGCGCCUACCGCCAGCCGCUACUCGUCUCCGUCGUGCUGCACCUGUCCCAGCAGUUCUCUGGCAUCAACGCCAUCUUCUUCUACUCCACGAGCAUCUUCACCAACGCCGGCGUGCCGAACCCCGUCUACGCCACCAUCGGCGCCGGCGCCGUCAACGUCGCCUUCACCGUCGUGUCGCUGUUCCUGGUGGAGCGGGCGGGGCGCCGCACGCUGCACCUCGUGGGCCUGGCAGGGAUGGGCGUCUGUGCCAUCAUCAUGACCAUCGCGCUCAGCCUGCAGAAAACCCUGCUGUGGAUGUCGUACGUGAGCAUCGUGGCGAUCUUCGGCUUCGUGGCGCUCUUUGAGAUCGGCCCGGGCCCCAUCCCGUGGUUCAUCGUGGCUGAGCUCUUCUCGCAGGGCCCGCGGCCCGCUGCCAUCGCCAUCGCCGGCUGCGUCAACUGGACGGCCAACUUCCUCGUCAGCAUGUGCUUCCAGUACAUCGAGGAGCUCACGGGCCCCUACGUGUUCGUGAUCUUCGUGGUGCUGCUCGCCCUCUUCUGCCUCUUCACCUACUUCAAGGUGCCCGAGACAAAGGGCCGCAGCUUCGAGGAGAUCGCGGCCGCAUUCGGGGGGGACGCCGCCACCGCCUCCAUCGGCACGAGGCCCCAUGACAAGGAGGAGGCCCACGGCCUGCAGUCCGAGUCUCAAGUCUAGCCGACUCGCUCACUCGCUCACACACUCACUCACUUACACACUCGCUCACUCACACACUCACUCACUUACACACUCACUCACUCACACACUCAC